Messenger RNA from Oryzias melastigma (Indian medaka), 4898 nucleotides. It is a transcript of the gene rgs12a, whose product is annotated as regulator of G protein signaling 12a. The transcript is spliced from 18 exons. NCBI's taxonomy places the organism in Eukaryota, Metazoa, Chordata, Actinopteri, Beloniformes, Adrianichthyidae. Gene Ontology annotation, biological process: signal transduction. The coding region runs from base 191 to 4300 and encodes 1369 amino acids. The record is from RefSeq and is a predicted model, not a curated record. Gene Ontology annotation, molecular function: protein binding; GTPase activator activity.
GGACGUUUGGACUACAGAAUCACGGCUACGAAAUGUUGUUAAUAAUGAUGUGGGAAAGUAAUGAUUUAGAGUGAAAAGUAGGUCUUUUUUCCCAAAGAAAAUGUAGCAUUUUCAUCUUUUUUCUUCAGCUCCAGUAAAGAAUGACGACAGAAUAGUGUGGGCUCUCAAACGCUGAAAUCCUGCAACAAAAAUGAGGAUCCAAGGGCAGCCCGAGGGCACACGGAGGCGCCUUGAUUUCGGGGAGCUCAGGAGUGUGGAGAUCAUCCGAGGUCGCGCGGGAUACGGCUUCACCAUUGCGGGGCAGAGGCCGUGUCUGCUGAGCGGGAUCAUGGAGGGGAGUCCUGCUUACCUGGUGGGGCUCAGACAGGGUGAUCAGAUCAUGUCCAUCAACGGGGCGGACGUGUCGGCGGCGUCGCACGAGGGCGUGGUGCAGCUAAUCGGCAGCUGCAAAGGACCCCUACGCUUGGUGGUGCACACGGAAGGCCGAGUAAUGGGAAACCCCAUCCUUAAUGAUGCUAAGUUUGGGUUCACUCAUAAAGGUAGUGUGUUCCAGAAGCCCAGCGUCCUGCGCACCGUAUCGGACGAUCCGACCCAUCCCUCCUUUAACUCCAGCCAAGCUGCCGCUCCCAAGCAAAGGCCGGUUUCAGAGCCCGACAUGUCGCAGUGGUGUGUUGUAGCUGACCGGUCAAAAAAGGACAAAGCUUCGAUGAAAGAUACCGAUUCCGUGUUCACAGACACAGAAGAAGCUAACCGGGACUGGGCCAGUAUAAACAUGACAUUGGUGGUGGGGUACCUGAGCUCCACCGAGCUGAUUCUGAACCCCAGAGAAUCCGACGACAGCUGUUUGAAAGCCAUCCGAGAGAGAAUCCGACAGCUGGGCACGGAGCAGGACACCCACACCCUGGUGAUGAUGAAGAUCAUGUUUGACUGCGUUCGACUGUGCGACGACUCGGGAGUCGUUUUGGCCGCCUUUCCUGCAGAGAACCUUGUUUUGGGAGCCGUGUGUGCCGAAGACCCACGUUUCUUCUGUCUGGUCACCACUGCACACAUCAUCAAUGGGCGUGUCCCCGACGAUGGCCCUCUGAGGUCCUCCUGCCAUGUUUUUUUUAUUGACCCCGACCUGGGAAACCACGACGACCACUUAGGGAUUGCUGGUCGUUUUAACUUUGACUGCACUCCAGAUCCAGACGCUUUGGGCUGUCUGGAGUUCCCUCAAACCCCGCCAGACGUCCUGCACUUUGUAACAGUUCUCUACAGUGACUUGGGGGAAGCCGUGGAAAGGCUUCGUGCCAAGCUGGACGCUGAGGUCCAACACCACGCCAAGGAUAGUGACGGAAGCAAGCAAGGCAGCACCAGCAGCAACGGGGACAGCGGUAUCGGAAACGCUUCUCCCCCCGAGGAGAGAGGAGACAGGGAUUUCCCUUCCGAAAUCCAAAAGCAUCCCGAGGCCCACCUCCCCAGCUGUCCUUGGGAUUAUCCUCCGGCUAUAGACCUCACCCAAAUAAACCUCUCCAAAGAUGGCCGAGGACUUAAUCUGGAGGACAGCUCUGGCACACAUUCCCUUUCCGAAUCGCUACCAGGCCCAGAUUCCCUAACUAGCUUUUACGGAGGGCCUCCCCCCAGGCUGGAGUUCCAGUUUAAGCCCCCACCUCCUCCGCCACCUUUGUGCAAGAAAAGCUUCUUCUCAGGAGAUCCCCUCAGAUCUAGCCAAAAGUGGUUCUCAAAGCCAAAGUGGCCUAAAGUACCUCAAGAAACAUCCAACAAAACAUGCAGCCUGCCCCCUCAAACCUUAAUACCCCCAUCAAACCUGCAGUCAACGGAUCUCAUGAUGCUGCCCCCCAGAGAGGAGUGGACCAAAAGGUUUCUGGAACAGAGACAGAAACAGCGGACAGAUGGCAGCAAUAAAAUUACGUCCCGAUUCUGGGGGAUGGGAGGUAUCCGCGCCUCCAAACGACGAUCUGCCAAACGUCUCAGCCUGGCUCGAUCCCUGGAUGACCUGGAGUCUGCUGCUUCUUCAGAUGGUGACUACAGUGGGAUCCAGUUGCAGGGGUGCUGCAGCCAGACCAGCUUGAACAGCAAUGGCAGUCUUCCUGGAGCAGGUGGUCUACGGGGGGGUUCGGAGCAGCGCGUUGAGAGCUGGUCCGCCGGCUUCGAGCGGCUCCUCCAAGACCCCGUGGGAGUGCGCUAUUUUUCGGAAUUUCUCAAGAAAGAAUUCAGCGAGGAGAAUAUCUUGUUCUGGCAAGCCUGUGAAUACUUCAGUCAUGUCCCUGCAACAGAUAAAAAGCAGCUGUCCCAAAGAGCGGGAGAAAUCUACAACAGCUUCCUGUCCAGCAAGGCCACCAUGCCGGUCAACAUCGACAGCCAGGCCCAGCUGGCUGAUGACGUCCUCACCUCCCCCCAACCCGACAUGUUCAAGACCCAGCAGCUACAGAUCUUCAACCUGAUGAAGUUUGACAGCUACUCUCGGUUCCUCAAGUCCUCCCUCUACCUGGAGUGUUUGCGUGCUGAGGAGGACGGUCAGCCGCUUCCAGACCCGUACCAGAUUCCCUGCAGCCCUGCACCGUCCAAACACAGCGCCAGCUCUGACCGCUCCACGGUCUCUACCCCAAAAAGGGACACCAGAAAGCAGAGGUCGGGGAAGUCGCUGAAUGAAGACAGCAGGGACGAGAACGCAGAAAAGAAGCGCGGCAUGUUCUUCCCGUGGGGCCGCAACAGGAGCUUUGGGAAGGGGCCAAAGAAGAAGGACAUUGGGGACAUCAGUCUCGACUUCCCAGGCACUAACGGACGGAGAGAGUCCCAAGGCUCCUUGUCUUCCAGCGCCAGUCUGGAGAUUCCAUCCUCUGGCUCAAAGAUUGAGUCGGAUAAUCGCCACUCAGUCGGAGCGUGGGAGCGCUCACCCAAACACUGCAGCGUGCUGCUGCCUGACGGCUCCUGCUCUUCCCUCACCCUCCGACCCGGCGCCUCCAUCCGAGAAGUCCUCCAAGACCUGUGUCGGAACAUCGGUGUCAACAUCGCUGCUGUCGACCUGUUCCUGGUGGGAGGAGAGAAGCCUUUAGUGCUGGACCAAGACUGCAUGACUCUUAAUUCCCGGAACCUCCGUCUGGAAAAGCGAACUUUAUUUAGGUUGGACCUGGUCCCCAUUAACCGCUCUGUGGGGCUGAAAGCCAAACCUACCAAGCCCGUCACCGAGGUCCUGCGACCUGUAGUGGCCAAAUACGGCCUCCACCUCAGUGAUCUUGUGGCCAAAAUAAUCGGAGAAACCGAGCCGUUGGAUUUGGGCGCUCCCAUAUCAAGUCUGGACGGCUUACGGGUGGUGUUGGAGCGAGCGGAUCCGUGCUCAGGGAAAGAGAAACUCAAGUCUUCCUCUCUAAGAGGCCACCCUCCAACGAGGAGUUUUUCUGCCGCCGGAGAUGACAGGUCAACCCCAAAGGACUUUGCUCUGAGAGCGAGCGGACCCGACUCAGCACUGCCAGGGAAAAACAGAAAGAUUAAUAUAGAUGAAGCCGAAGAAUUCUUUGAGCUGCUGAGCCGGGCUCAGAGCAGCCGAGCCAACGACCAGCGCGGACUCCUGAGCAAGGAGGACCUGGUGCUCCCCGACUUCCUGCGCGUCACCCCGCCCACGUCCUCCGACCUGGCGAGCUCCACCCCGUCCUCCUCACUGAAGCAGGGCCGAGAGAACGGGGCCCCCCCGCGGGGGUCCCUCACCUCCGGCGUGCGCUCGGAGAGCCUGGACUCCUCCCUCAGCUCCAGCGCCAACGGACACUCCGCGGCCAGGCGCUGCCUGCUCCCCCCUCCCCGCCACCCCACGUUCGGCACCCACCUGUCCCCCAUCCCGCGGCCCAACCUGCGCACGGUGGAGGAGACCCCCGCCGACCUGACGCUGGUGGGCGAGGGCGACAUCAGCAGCCCCAACAGCACGCUCCUCCCACCUUUACCCAGCCCAAUGUCCUCCUUCGAGAGCGGCGCCCCCCAGGCCGACUUCACCCCGCCGCCCCCCUGCUCCCAGCCUGAAGGCGUGGGCGGAGCCAAACAGUCCACUUCAGGAGCAAAAGUGACCGUAUCCGACGCCGCGUCAACGCCUCAGGGGGUGGUGAACGUGGAGGGCGUGCACCUGGAGGAAGGAGUGUCGGAGGCCUCCCACGGCGAGGAUUCCGAGCUCAGCCUCAGCUUCCAGGGCUACGUCGCCGAGCUGCGGCAGUGUCAGACCAAAAUGAGGAGCGUCCAGAUGGCUCAGAGCGCCCGCACCUCGCAAGAGGUCAGCGACUGCCAGACGGACCUGUACAAAGCCACCAUUGUCUAGAGGGAGCAACCCCGUCCCCCGUCCCCAUCUCCAAUCCACUACAGCACUUUGAAAUCCAGAGCCACUGUCGUCGGAAACUGGUCCAAAACACCGGCUGCAUGUUUGAGCUGUCAGUUCUUUCCAAACCGUAGACGUUUGUUUUUGUGGUUUUUAGUUUUAGAGCUGGUUGUACUUUUGGGACAGUGGCAUGUUUUUGUUUCUUGGUUGUAUUUAUGAUUGAAUUCUGUUGUUUUAGCCAUUUUCACUAGUUUAUGAAAAAUCCUACAUUAGAACCGACUUACAAGUUUUUUUCUUGGAAGGUUUUCCGAUGAAAACAUAACAAAAAUGUACUUUAAUAAGAAAAAUGUCCCUAUAAAUGUGUUUUUAGCUCUGAAAAGUAAAGAUUUGGUUUUAUGGCUUCAAAGAAUAAAAUUAACUUAACUUGACUUAAAAAAAUCUGAGCAUUGAGAUAAGAGAAGAACAGAUUAACAACAUUUAAAUAUAAAUUUCAAUCGUUUUUCUAACAAACAGUUUAAAGCUCUGAAAAGUCGACUAUUUCUGUGAUUUUACUUUACUGUUUUUAUUGUUUUCUAUCUAAUAAUACAUGACGGUAACUUUA